CACGACCCCGCAAGGCCGUGCGCAGUGAUGACUUGUACUAGCCAUUACUGACAAAGUAGCAUCGCCUUCACCAACUCCACGCUGGUCACAGGACGUUCGAUUCCCCAUACAGAUGGUCUUGAGUUGCAUGUGGAGGCUGUGUAAUAUUAGCGCGAGCAGUGUUUGUUGUGGUGGGCCGCCUAUAGGGGGAGGGAUAACAGGAGAGUGGGGCCGCGGGAGUUAAAAUGACGCUAUUUGGUUCCCUCCACCGCACUAUUUAUUCUCUGUGGCUCUUCCUCGCCUCCCUAGACCUUCGGCUGUCUGAGGUAGAAUGUACCAGUGCUGCAGAGAUCGACAGACACCUGGAGAUGGGUGUACAAAUGCUGGCCAAGGGACAGCUUCAUGAUGCACUCUCUCACUUCCAUGCUGCCAUUGAUGGUGACCCCAGCAACUACUUAAGUUACUACCGCCGGGCGACAGUCUACCUGGCCCUGGGUCGCUCCCGAACAGGACUGCAGGAUCUGGAUGAGGUUAUCAGACUCAAGCCAGACUUCACAGCAGCACGGGCCCAACGUGGAGGAGUGCUGGUCAAGUUGGGUCGCCUGGAGGAGGCUCAUAUAGACCUGGAGAAUGUGCUCAGAAAAGAGCCGACACAUGAAGAGGCUAAUCGUCUGUACGUGAUGAUAGAACCAUUGAAACGCGAGGUACUGGAAGCAUAUUCUAGUGUGAGGACUGGACGCUACCAUCAGGCCACCCUGCUGCUCAAGGGCAUUAUAGAGAAGUGUCCGUGGGAUGCCUCAUUACGUGAGCUGCGUGCAGAGGCUUACGAGGCAGUAGGAGACAUUAUGAGUGCCAUUGCUGAUGUGCGUGUCAUCACCAAGCUGGUUCAGGACAACACUGAGGGCUACAUGAGACUCUCAAACCUUUAUUACUCCAUUGGGGAUGUGGAACAGAGUCUGAGUGAAAUCCGAGAAUGUUUGAAGCUGGACCCUGACCAUAAGGAAUGCUUUCAGUUCUACAAAAAGGUUAAGAAGGUGAACAAGUUUAACAAUGAUGCUCAGGAGCAGUUAAAUAAUAAAGAAUAUGAGGAAUGCAUUGCCUCUGCUAAUAAGAUACUACGAGAUGAGCCAGAGGAAGAGGAGGUGCGUUUCCUGGCAUAUGACAAGUUGUGUCAGUGUAACACCCAUGUGACACCAAACCAGGCCAUCACAUUCUGUCAGAAGGCACUCAACAUAAAGGAGGAGCCAAGGCUGUACUGUGAGAUGGCUGAUGCCAACAUUGCUGAUGAGAUGUUUGAUGAAGCUGUGAGAUACUUCCAGAAGGCAUUAGAUAUUGAUGAAAAUCUACAAAGAGCAAAAGAAGGCUUAGAAAGAGCACAAAAGCUUAAAAAACAAGCCAGUAAGCGAGAUUACUACAAGAUAUUGGGAGUCAGGAGGACUGCCAACAAGAAGGAAAUCAGUAAAGCAUACAGGUCUCUGGCUCAGAAGUGGCAUCCUGACCAUUAUGACGGAGAAGAGAAGAAAAAAGCAGAGAAAAUGUUUAUUGAUAUUGCUGCUGCCAAAGAAGUACUAACAGAUGAUGAAAUGCGUGCCAAGUUUGACAAUGGAGAGGACCCCCUGGACCCGGAGCAGCAGCAGGGGGGUCCCGGUGGCCACGGCUUCAACCCAUUCCAGCACUUCCACUUCCACCAUGGGGGUUUCCCUGGUGGGGGUUUCCAGGGAGGGGGAUUCAAAUUCCACUUUAACUAGGGUUUUUCAUAGGAUUUAUAUGAGAAUGUAUUUAUUGAGUGUGCAUGGAAGUGUGAGAUAAAGUGAAUGAUUCUACAGUAUUUGUUUCCUUUCAUCAUUUCAGUAUGGCAUCAAUCUAUAUAUUUUGGCAGGGAAUUUGUGAAUUCUCAUUUUACACAUCAUGUCAUGCAUUUUCAGAUCAUUGUAAAUCAGGGAUCAUCUUCAAUAGGCUACCAUCUUUAUAGCUGACCCUCAGUGCCUUGCAUCUUUAACAAAUUUAUUUUCAUUCACUUUUCCUUGUACCAUGAGAGCAUUAUAUGAAAUUGUUAUUUGUUGAAUAUUCUAUCAUUUUAUUAUUUUUUUUCUGUCUUUUCUAUUUUGCCACAAAAUAAUCAAAGUGGCUAUGCUCAAGCUGUGGAUCCCAAGGUGCUUGAUUAGACCAAUACUCCUGUUGUUAAUUUGGAAACAGCAAUUCUAUCCUGCAUUUGACCUAAGUCAUGGCAAAACAAAGAUGUAAGAUAGGAAAACAAAAUAUUGUGUGACUAAACUGCCAUUCUAUUUUUCGGUGUGUAGCCUCCAUUCCCUGUAUGGCAGCAGAAAAGAACAGCAGCAACACCUUGAGGGACAGUGUCAGAGUAAUAAUACUUGACCCAUGCAAUAUGUGAUAUAAUUUUUACUUUAAGGUUUGUUAAAGAAAAGCUAAUCAUGACAUGGCCAUUAUACCUUUUCGGUUUUUCGAGCUUCUCCUUUGUUAGAAUCUUGACUAAAAUUCUUUGAGCUUUUUCCUAUGUUAAAAUCUUGCAUUGAUUCAUAUUCUUCAAGGUACAUGACUUACACUUGUUAUGUAAAUAAAAAGCACUAUAAAUACAA
Molecule: messenger RNA, 2576 nt
Organism: Portunus trituberculatus (swimming crab)
Lineage: Eukaryota; Metazoa; Arthropoda; Malacostraca; Decapoda; Portunidae
Gene: P58IPK
Product: dnaJ homolog subfamily C member 3-like
Exons: 10
Coding region: 225-1727 (500 amino acids)
Biological process (GO): protein folding in endoplasmic reticulum
Cellular component (GO): endoplasmic reticulum
Molecular function (GO): misfolded protein binding; protein-folding chaperone binding
Source: RefSeq, a predicted model, not a curated record